Molecule: messenger RNA, 2635 nt
Organism: Haliotis rubra (blacklip abalone)
Lineage: Eukaryota; Metazoa; Mollusca; Gastropoda; Lepetellida; Haliotidae
Product: BTB/POZ domain-containing protein KCTD7-like
Exons: 2
Coding region: 412-1071 (219 amino acids)
Biological process (GO): protein homooligomerization
Molecular function (GO): protein binding
Source: RefSeq, a predicted model, not a curated record
CGUCCAAUAAAUCAGUGUGCACUCUCAGCUGCCUCCGGAUAUAACAAGCAAAGCUGUCUAUUAGCUGAUAAAAAGUCAACAACACUAUCGCAUAUCUCGUCCUACGGGAUGCCAUUCACGAGUGAACAGAGGCAUAUAUCCAGCAAAGCCAUGUGAAUAUGAAGCAAAAGCGAAGUUUUAGCAAGUCUCUGUAGUCAAGCUGCCGAACGAUAAUACAACUGCUUUCGUGCACCUUUAUCUGACUGGUAACCUUCGAUCUCUACAAAGGUGUAGGUAGCAAAUAUUUGAGAAGGGAAAAGUCAGUCGAGCUACAAUUUAGUGACGCCGUACCUAUUCUCUCACAGCGCACAGCGAAUACAACAAGUAUCUAUCCUUUGACCACCUUCGAACUACCUGCUCGUAUUACGCAGUAUGGCUUCAAGUUUCCCUGGUGUCGUCGACUUAAAUGUGGGAGGACGACAUCUGACCACAUUACUCUCGACCCUCACCAAGUACCCGGACUCGAUGUUGGCCGCCAUGUUUAGUGGAAGGCAACCAGUGAUCCAAGACAAAGAUGGCCGCUACUUCAUCGAUGUAGAUGGAGACGUGUUUGUCCACGUCCUUAACUUUCUGAGAUUCGAGACAAUGCCUCCCCCUGAAGCAGCUGCAGAUGUUCGGAAGUAUGCAGAUUACUUUGGAUUAGAUGUCCUGAAGGAAGGUAUUUCAAAUAUCCAAGACAACAGAGAUACACUCUAUGAUAUAUGGAGGAGCAAUUGUUUAUCAAACGUUACCAAUUACACCCGUCACUGGGAAGUCGUGGAACGUGGACUGAAAAAAUUAGACUUUUCUUCAAGGUCUAUUUGUCUCACCACAAAGUUAAAUUCGUGUUUAUGUGGGUAUUACACUUGUAGUCUUCCUAGUUCAGGAUAUUCAGUGAUUGAUAUAAAUUUGUCUGAAUAUGAUCAUUACAGACGACCAUCAGUGCUCAAUCUUCUGGCACAUGACGUACAGCGCCUGGGCUUCUUCAUCUUUGGAGGAAACAUACACAGCAACUGUAACUCUCACAUCGGAGUCCUGUUGCAAAUAAAGUGAAAGAGCACAACGUCACCAACAACGUCACCAACAGAAAUUCGCAUUUCGUCUCCAUCUGAAAAGGACGUAAAUUGUUUUCCCUAGGCCCCUUUAACAGAAGAUGGCAAUGGUGGGAGGGGGCAGGGAGAACUUCAUUGGGUGGCAUUUUUAGAAGUUGUGGAAUCACAUACCGACUAUCUUUUCCAUUUUCCUUUACGAAGCUAGUACAAACAUAUAUGGUUGUGUAUAAAUUUGGUUGUAGAUCGUUGUUGUUUCAGAUCUUGAUAGUCCCUAACACUAUUUGAUAGAAAUGAAUACUUGUGUUUGUAAUAUCUCACAGUGUGUUAGACAGAUUUACGUUGAAACGUUAUUAUAAAUUUUAGAAUAAUGUUUAUGUUCAUUCAUUUAAUUAUUUACAGUUCAUAUGUUCGCCUUAAAGUUAGCAGUUUGAUAAUCUGGUACAUAUUUAGACCUACUUCCUAUAUAACUGUGGGUGUGUAAAAUCAUACUGUCAAACAAUCAACAUGACCUUAAAGUCACCAGUCAGACGCUCAACUGAUCCCUGGCUUUGUGGAUAGGAAGGUUUACAUUUGAACAUUAGUUGAACAGUCCACAUAACCAUGCGUGCCCUGUUAUGACUCAUUACUACCUUUGACACUGGAGGAACUGAGAGGCACCAAGCAGCAGAAAUACGUCUUGACGCGAUGCAACACGCUUAAGAGGACAAGGGAUAAAGCCCAUAGUACUGAAGCAAGUGGUAUUGAUACACCAUAAUCUACCGACAGGAAUCAUUACAGAUCGACGGCAUGUCGAUAGGGUCGACUUGUCCGAGAGAGAAGGUGAAAAUGGCCUAUCUGCUUCGGCGUUAUCGAGUUCCAUGUAGACAAGUGUGAUGAUGAUGAUGAUAUUUUAGAGACUUUACGUCCGCUUUCCAACAUGAUACGUAUUUCGCCCACUCUGUCAUGUAAUGAUUGCCUGAAUGUUCAGCGUGUUGUCUUUUUAUACCGCCCACCAUGAACAGCUUAGAUAUAUACACGGUUUCAAACGUAUGUGACGACGACAGGCUGUUGAUCAUCACAGCUUCUGUUACUAAUCAGCUUCACAAUGUCACCACUGUAGAACUGCACACGCUACUCGGACACCUGCAGAUAUUGUAUAUGUUGUAUUCUAUUCUAGAUUAUUGGAUACACUAAUGAGCUCGAGUGCAUGCAGUUGUAUUACCCCUUGCAGGAGUUUAGCGGUAUCGGAUAAUUGUAAAUAACUGUAAACACUUAUUCCACAACGAAUCACUUGAAAUCAGGACCUGGUCUUAACAUUGAUGCAUGUAUUUUGCACGCCAACAUUGUUACACUUUUGUCAUAUAUUCAUAUAAUAGCUUUUUAAUAAUUUAAUGAUUUUGUGAGUGAAUGUUGAUUUUCACAUCAGCCGGCAAUGUAUCAAUAACCAGGUUUCUUGCCUGAUUAGGCAACUGCAUUAUUUACUGUUGAAACGAUUUGUUAAUUGUAUGUAAAUCAGGUAAUCGAUGACCACACUUAUAAAAAAUAUGAUUUUGACAUGUAGCAAAUAAACUGAAACAAUUAUUGUC